Molecule: messenger RNA, 4612 nt
Organism: Heteronotia binoei (common prickly gecko)
Lineage: Eukaryota; Metazoa; Chordata; Lepidosauria; Squamata; Gekkonidae
Product: zinc finger protein 883-like
Exons: 6
Coding region: 253-2235 (660 amino acids)
Biological process (GO): regulation of DNA-templated transcription
Molecular function (GO): RNA polymerase II cis-regulatory region sequence-specific DNA binding; DNA-binding transcription factor activity, RNA polymerase II-specific
Source: RefSeq, a predicted model, not a curated record
AAGCGAGGGAGGGGCGGGAAAGUGGAGAGGCUCUUUUCCUCUCUGUUUGGGGUGGUGGACGAGGAGGGCUUUGCUUCUGAAUCGCCCAAGAGGACAGGAGGCGCUUCAGGCAGUCCCCAAGAGAAGAGGAGGGAGAUGGAAGAGGAACCGUAAGGACCUGGAGUUGGCAAGAGAUCAAGGGAAAGUCCUCAUCCCUCGCAGGCUGUUGAAUCCUGGGAAAGAGCUGUGCCAGAAAUCCUGUCACAGGACACGAUGACUGCAGAUGGACGCAACCGAUGCUUCCGGCAAUUCCACUACCAUGAGGCCGAUGGACCCCGAGAGGCUUGCAGCCAUCUCCAUGGACUUUGCAGGCACUGGCUGGAGCCUGAGAGGCACACCAAGAAACAGAUCCUGGACCUGGUGAUUCUGGAGCAGUUCCUGGCCAUCCUGCCCCAGGAAAUGCAGCGCUGGGUGAGAGAAUGUGAGCCGGAGUCCAGUUCGCAGGCAGUGGCCCUGGCUGAAGGCUUCCUCCUGAGUCAGGCAGAGGAGAAGAGGCAGGCAGAGCAGAUGUGGGGACCAGCUGUAAAGAUGGAAGCGACGUUCUCUGAGGCAGAAGGAGCUCUGUCAGAGGAAAGUCAGAGAGCGCAGGCCCAGAAGCAUGCCCAAGAUGCCCUGUCAUGUGGCAGUGAAGAGAUGUCGUCAAGCCAUCAUCUUUCCAGUGGAGUGCAAAUUUCUGCUCCCCCUCUUGUCCAGGUGGCCGUGAAUUUCACUGAGGCUGAGUGGGCCUUGCUGGAUCCAGGCCAAAAAACUCUGUAUAGGGAGAUCAUGUUGGAGAACUAUGGGAAUGUGGCCUGUCUGGGGAAUGAUCAGCAGAACGAGGAAGAUGAGGUACAGCAUCGUUUAUCACCAGAUGAAAUCCAGAAUGAAGACCUUGUUCAGCAACAAAUGAUCCAUUCAGGAGAGAAGCACUUUAUCUGCUCAGAGACUGGAAUGGUGUUCUCUGCUGGAAGAAAGCAUAAUGUACACUUCCCAAAACCCAGCAUAAUGAGCAUGCAUAGAUGUUUUAAUUGUGGACAGUACUUCAGAUAUAGAUCACAUCUGAUUGUGCACCAAAAGGACCACAGAGGGGAGAAGCCCUUUGAAUGCACAGAGUGUAGGAAGAGAUUCAGUUCUAGUGGCCAUUUUAAAGAACAUCAACAAACCCACAUAGAUGAGAAGCCUUUUGAAUGCUCUGAGUGUGGGAAGAGAUUCAGUUCCAAUAGCCUUCGAAGACAUCUAAGAACCCACUCAGAGGAGAAGCCCUUUGAAUGCUUAGAGUGUGGAAAGAAAUUCAGUUCCAGUGGCCAUCUUAAAGAACAUCAACGAACCCACACAGGGGAGAAGCCUUUUGAAUGCUCAGACUGCGGGAAGAGAUUCCGUCGGAGUACCACUCUUCAAGAUCAUCAACGAACUCACUCAGGGGAGAAACCUUUUGAAUGUUCAGAGUGUGGAAAGAGAUUCAACCAGAGGAGCCAUCUUCAGAACCAUCGAGUAAUCCACUCAGGGGAGAAGCCCUUUGAAUGCUCACAGUGUGGGAAGAGAUUCCGUCGGCGUGACACUCUUCAAAACCAUCAACGAACCCACACAGCAGAGAAGCCCUUUGAUUGCUCAGAGUAUGAGAAGAGAUUGAGUCUCAGUGGCAGUUUUCAGCAGCAUCAACAGACCAACACAGGGGAGAAGCUUUUUGAAUGUUCAGAGUGUGGGAAGAGAUUCAUGCACAGUGGCACUCUUAAACAGCAUCAACGAACCCACACAGGGGAAAAGCCUUUUGAAUGCUCAGAGUGUGGAAAGAGAUUCAUUCGGAGGAGCUAUCUUCAGAACCAUCAAGUAACCCACUCAGGGGAGAAGCCCUAUGAAUGCUCAGAGUGUGGGAAGAAAUUCAGCCAGAAUGGCCAUUUUCAAGAGCAUCAACGAACCCACACAGGAGAGAAGCCUUUUGAAUGCUCAGAAUGUGGAAAGAGAUUCCGUCGGAGUGACGGUCUUCAAGAGCAUCAACGAACCCACACAGGGGAGAAGCCCUUUGAAUGCUCAGAAUGUGGGAAGAGAUUCAGGCACAGUAGCACUCUACAACGUCAUCAAAUAACCCACACAGGGGAGAAUCCUUUUGAAUGCUCAAAGUGUGGGAAGAGAUUCAGUCAGAGUGGUGCUCUUCAACAACAUCAACAAACCCACACUGAGGAGAAUAAACUGCAGAUGUUUGAGAGCCUCAAGACAUGAACAGAUAUUACACACAUGUUCUGUAGGCAUUUUGGCCUGCUACUAUUUCUAUCCAUUUCAGUUCCAAAAUAUUUGAGUGCCUUUAAUGCAUCUCAUUGUUUUCAGCAGUACUAUGAUUUGUUUAAUGAGCUUUCCGGCCCUCCCCUGGUGUUUCAGAGGCAUUUUUGGACUAUAAAGGGUUAAUAAAUGCAUGAUAUCUUUGUAUUUUGAUUUCCAGAAUAUUAUUCUGGAGCGCCUUUAAUGCACCUUACUGUUUUUAGUAGUACUAUUCUUUGUUUAAUGCUUUAAGGUUGCCAAUCCCCAGUUGGGUGGCAAGAGUAAACCCUAAGGUUCUAUGAUGACUAGCCUCUAUAUCUCUUAACACAAUUUUUGAUCAUAAACCUCUUUAUAUUCUUUGAAACAUUCUCACAAAACAUUAUUCCAAAUCAUAUACUGAUAAAUAGAACACCCUUAGUGAACAAAAAGGAAGAACAUAGGCUUUAAAAGUUCAGAGUAAACUGUCUCAUAAGAAUAAAGUUCCGUCCUUCCAUAUAUUAAAGGGAAUCCUCGGUCCGCUUGCUCCUGAGGAGACCCGACGAUGUCUCUUGAAGAUUCAGCUUUAGAUGUACACAGCCCAACACAGUGAUGAGAUUGUACUUUGUUUUCCCCGUUUCACCAAAGGCUUUGACCAGCUUUUUACAAUUUCAUCAGAGCACAGGCAAGAUUCCAACUCUUCUCCAUCAGAACAUUCUCAACUUUCAAAAUAAGUCUUGCCUAAGUUGAGAAUGUUCUGAAGGAGAAGAGUUGGAAUCUUGCCUGUGCUCUGAUGAAAUUGUAAAAAGCUGGUCAAAGCCUUUGGUGAAACGGGGAAAACAAAGUACAACCUCGUAGCUGUGUUGGGCUGUGUACAUCUCAAGCUGAAUCUUCAAGAGACAUCGUUGGGUCUCCUUAGGAGCAAGCGGACCGAGGAUUCCCUUUAAUAUACGGAAGGACAGAAUUGUAUUCUUAUGAGACAGUUUACUCUGAACUUUUAAAGCCUAUGUUCUUCCUCUUUGUUCACUAAGGGUGUUCUAUUUAUCAGUGUAUGAUUUGGAACAAUGUUUUGUGAGAAUGUUUCAGAGAAUAUAAAGAGGUUUAUAAGGAUCAAAAAUUGUGUUAAGUGAUAUAGAAGCUGGUUAUCACAGAACCUUAGGGUUUACGCUUGUCACCUUUUGGUGUGAUUCUCUGUGUGUUGCUCAAUCCCCAGUUGGGGGCAAGGGAUCCCCCGGUUUGGAGGCUCUCCCCCCACUUCAGAGCUAUCAGAAAGAAGCAGGGGAGGGAAAUGUCUGCUGGGCACUCCAUUAUACCCUAUGGAGACCAAAUCCCUUAAGGUAUAAUGGAGAAUUGAUCUGUGGGUAUCUGGGAUUCUGGAGUAGCUGUUUUUUUUAUAUCUGGUAUCCAUUUUCAGCAUAGCCCCCAAUUUUCAAAACAAUAUGACACAGUGUGGGCACAUCAAAGAAGGAGGCUCCACCACAAACGCCAGCCUUGCUAGCUUUUGACAUAUUUCCAGCAAGUUGUACUGAGAGAAGAAGAUUCCAGAAGGAAGCUCUGUGGGCCCAGAGCUUUGGACUUCAUGACAGAGGUUUGGGCUUCAUGAUUUCCUUACAGAGCACACAAAAAGCUGGAAAGAGAAUGAGUUAGUUAUUUGUAAACUGUAUAGCCAUUGGAACUAGUGACUGUUAAGGUGCUAUUUUCAAUCUUCCUCUUCCAACUAAGGUUGCCAGAUGUCAGAAAUUCACCUGUACAGUUCAGUAUUUUCUCGGGGGCGGGGGGAAUGAAAAAAAUACUGGAUGUUUAAAUGUCUGGUUGCUGCUUCGCACUUUUUCUGGGUGCUUCCCCCUCCCCGCCCCGUGCAAACAGUGUGCGUCAUGCUGUUUGCACAGGGAGGGGGGGUGCCUCCGUGUUUCUCUUUCUUUUUAAAUAUCUGGUAACCCUACUUCAAACUAGCAGUGAGAGGUGGAAUGGAAGUUUUCCCUCUCAAGAGUUCCAAACAACCACGAUCAUGUUUGGGAGCAAGUGCGUUCUCACUACAUGCAUAACAACACCUUGGCUAGAGUGGCUGUAUGUUGGGUUAUACCUGGAGAUUUGGGGGGUUGCAUCUCAGGAUGGUAUAAUGCCAUGGAGUCUACCAUACAAAGCAACCAUUUUCUCCAAAGGAACUGACCUUUGUAUCCUGGAGAUCCACUGUAAUAGCAGGAAUUCUCCAGGCACCACAUGGAGGUUGAAAUCACAGAGGGAAUUACAGAAAAGGACUAUCGCAAGAAGCAAAAACCCCAUGAAAAUUAACUUAUACAGUACUUGAACUAUUUUCAACUUAUAUUAAUUGUAUUGAAUCAAUAAAGAAGCCUUUAAUGUCAAA